GCUCAGUCUGUGUUAAAAUCUUCCGGCUGAGAAGGCUGAAAAUUUUGACGACUGUGUUAUCACUGAAAGCCACCAUACAAAAUUUCGAGUGUUUAUAUAUAGUUUGAUAUUGUACGAAAGAAGUCGCGUAAUUAUGGCAGCGAGAUUAAUGAACGCUCAGGCACAGGUGUGCAAAUUGGGCAAACAUGUUGUGGAUCCCAUGGCACGUCAAUUCCAUGCUUCCUGCUACACCGCCUCCAAGGUGGCCCUGUCGAAAUUCGACUCGGACGUCUAUUUGCCUUACGAUAAGCUGAACAAGCGUCUGGAAGUGGUGCGCAGUCGUCUGAAUCGCCCUCUGACUCUGUCCGAGAAGGUUCUGUAUUCGCAUUUGGAUGAUCCGGCGAAUCAGGAUAUUGUGCGUGGCACUUCGUAUCUGCGUCUGCGGCCCGACCGUGUGGCCAUGCAGGAUGCCACUGCUCAGAUGGCCCUGUUGCAGUUCAUCUCCUCCGGAUUGAAGAAGGUUGCUGUACCCUCGACCGUGCACUGCGAUCACUUGAUCGAGGCGCAAGUUGGUGGACCCAAGGAUUUGGCCCGUGCCAAGGAUCUGAACCGUGAGGUUUACGAUUUCUUGGCGUCGACGUGCGCCAAGUAUGGUCUGGGCUUCUGGAAGCCAGGCAGCGGUAUCAUCCAUCAGAUCAUCCUGGAGAAUUACGCCUUCCCCGGCCUGCUGAUGAUCGGUACGGACUCGCACACCCCCAACGGCGGCGGUCUCGGUGGCCUAUGCAUUGGUGUCGGUGGUGCUGAUGCCGUCGAUGUCAUGGCCGACAUACCCUGGGAGUUGAAGUGCCCCAAGGUCAUUGGUGUCAACUUGAGUGGCAAGAUAAGUGGCUGGACCUCGCCCAAGGAUGUCAUCCUGAAGGUGGCUGAUAUCCUGACCGUCAAGGGCGGCACUGGUGCCAUCAUUGAAUACCACGGCAAGGGUGUUGACUCCAUCUCUUGCACGGGCAUGGCAACCAUUUGCAACAUGGGUGCUGAAAUUGGUGCUACCACCUCACUGUUCCCCUUCAAUCAGCGCAUGGCCGACUACCUGAAGUCCACCGGUCGCGGUGGCAUCGCUGCCGAAGCCCAGAAAUUCCAGUCCAAGAUCCUGUCCGCGGACAAAAAUUGUGAAUACGAUGAGCUGAUUGAAAUCAAUCUGGAUACACUGGAACCGCAUGUGAAUGGUCCAUUCACUCCAGAUUUGGCUCAUCCCAUCAGCAAGCUGGGCGAGAACUCCAAGAAGAACGGCUAUCCACUUGACAUCAAGGUUGGCCUGAUUGGAUCCUGCACAAACUCGUCGUACGAGGAUAUGGGUCGUUGUGCCAGCAUUGCCAAGGACGCCAUGAGCCACGGUAUCAAGUCAAAGAUCCCCUUCAAUGUGACACCCGGCUCUGAGCAGAUCCGUGCCACCAUUGAGCGCGAUGGCAUCUCUGAAGUAUUCGACAAGUUUGGCGGCACUGUGCUGGCCAAUGCCUGUGGCCCCUGCAUCGGUCAGUGGGAUCGUCAGGAUGUGAAGAAGGGCGACAAGAACACCAUUGUCACCUCGUACAAUCGCAACUUCACCGGUCGUAACGAUGCCAAUCCGGCUACUCAUUGCUUUGUGACCAGUCCCGAGAUGGUCACCGCCUUGUCCAUUGCCGGUCGCCUGGAUUUCAACCCGUUGACGGAUGAGCUCACUGGCGCCGAUGGCAAGAAGUUCAAGCUGAAGGCACCCUUCGGCGAUGAGCUGCCCGCCAAGGGCUUCGAUCCCGGUCAGGAUACCUACACUGCACCACCACCUUCCGGCGAAAAUGUCAAAGUUGUUGUAGAUCCCAAAUCGCAGCGCCUGCAACUGCUGGAGCCAUUCGACAAGUGGUCUGGCCAGGAUUUGACCGAUAUGACUGUGCUGAUCAAGGUUAAGGGCAAGUGCACCACAGAUCACAUUUCUGCCGCUGGCCCCUGGUUGAAGUAUCGCGGCCAUUUGGACAACAUUUCCAACAACAUGUUCAUUGGCGCCACCAACUCUGAGAACAACGAGAUGAACAAAAUCAAGAACCAGCGCACUGGCAAGUGGGGCAAUGUGCCCGAAGUCGCCCGCGACUACAAGGCUAACAACAUCAAGUGGGUGGCCGUCGGUGAUGAGAACUACGGCGAGGGCUCCUCUCGCGAGCAUGCCGCACUCGAGCCACGUCACUUGGGUGGACGCGCCAUCAUUGUGAAGUCAUUUGCUCGCAUCCACGAGACCAACCUGAAGAAACAGGGUCUGCUGCCAUUGACCUUCGCCAAUGCUGCCGACUAUGAUAAGAUCCAACCUACAAGCAAGAUUUCACUGCUGAAUCUGAACAGCUUGGCGCCCGGCAAGCCCGUCGACUGCGAAAUCAAGAACGGCGAUAAGGUGGAAAGGAUUAAGCUGAACCAUACGCUCAACGAACUGCAGAUCGGUUGGUUCAAGGCAGGCAGCGCUCUUAACCGCAUGAAGGAGUUGGCCAAUUAAGUUACUUAGUCCCCCCCCUCUCGAGAAGCCUUACAUACACACACAGACACAUACACUCAAGACAGACAGCCAACCAUAUAUAUACACCCGACAUAAAACGCAAGCAAUCAAAUUAUGGUAUUGUUUUU
This is a messenger RNA of Drosophila arizonae, 2619 nucleotides long. RefSeq names its product Mitochondrial aconitase 1 (gene mAcon1). The record is from RefSeq and is a predicted model, not a curated record. Gene Ontology annotation, biological process: tricarboxylic acid cycle. Gene Ontology annotation, molecular function: aconitate hydratase activity; 4 iron, 4 sulfur cluster binding. Gene Ontology annotation, cellular component: mitochondrion; cytosol. NCBI's taxonomy places the organism in Eukaryota, Metazoa, Arthropoda, Insecta, Diptera, Drosophilidae.